AUGAAAUAAAUUAAGAUACAAAAUUCUAAUAAGUGCAAAUAUGUUGCACAAAUAAAAUCAAGCAAGGCUAUGAUGCAAUAAAAUAGAGUUCUUAUUUAAUAGGGAAAAAGAAGCAAAAAAAAUUACCCAAGCAGUUAAUCUAAAAAAUAAUAAAAGUAAUAAUUCAAUUUAGCGACCUUUUAGCAUGCUCUUAGAGAUAAAGUUUCUAGAGUUGAGAAAGAAAUUUGCAAAUGCACAUUUUUGGUUAAAUAUAGAGAAUUCGAUAUUUACCUUAAAAAUAAAGGAGUUAAUUUAAAAAAAAAUGCUAAAGGACUUUAGUUUCAAUUAUAUCAAAAUUGCUGGCAAAAUUGAUAAUCUCAAAGCUAAACAAGGAUUUAGCGUUUUUCAAAAUUUAGAAAUAGGGUAGUAAAUAAAUUAAAAAAGAAAGCCCUAGAUUUAUCGUAAAUUAAUAUCAAACUAUACAACAUUGUAAUAAGUAUGAUAAUUAUAAAAAGUAUAUAGCCCAAAGGAUCCUAUUAAUGAAAAGAGAAGACAACAAAAAGCAACAGCUGUAGAAAAAGUAGAUGAAGAGAAAUCAUCGAAAGUAUGUAGAUUAAAAAAAAUAAUGUAUUUUCAUUUAAGUUUAGAUUGAAAAUUCAUUCCAAAUUACAAAAAGUAAUUUAGUGUUAGUUCGUAUGCAUGCUAUUUUAGCCAUCAACAAUACUAUCAUUUCUUCUAGAGACAGGAAAAAUUCAAAAAAUCUUUAAAAAGUAAAUAAGUAUUUACCAAAGUUUUGAUACUAACAAGUUAAGUAUAGAGUUUUAAAUCACCUAAUUAGAAUUUGAAAACGUCAAUAAAAUUCAUUAAGAGAAAUGGAAAUUAAAUAUGCAAAAUUUGAGUAAAGAAAAAAGGAAUCAAGAUUAGUAAUCUACUUUUAAAUUACAAGAAAAAGAAAAGUUGAGAAAUAAAUUGGCUGUCUAAUCAUUUUCCUUCUAGAUGUUAAUAGCUUUAAAUAGAAUCCGCUCUGUGGAUCCUUCUUUUCUUAAUUUUACUAUUUCUUUAUAAAAUUUGUUUCAUUAUUGCUAUAGUUCUACAAUCACUAAUUCUUCAUUUAUUUUAUUUGAAACAAUUUAAACUAAUUGGAAAAUAUACUUGAUAGAAAAACUUAUUUUUAAUUCUUUUUAAUAUUUUUUAAGGUUGAAAAAAUCUUUAGUAAGAGUUCUCAUCAAAAUAAAAAUUUAUUUAUAUAGAACUAAACUUUAUUAAAGCUUUUCAUUUGAUGUUUGGCCUUUAAUGAAUUAAUUUUUUAAAUUUAAUUGAACUUAGGGAGUUUUAAAUUGCUGAGGCUGAAAAUUAACAAUUUUUUAAGUUCAAUCAUUUAAAUUUGACUCGAACUAGUGAUGGAAACCUAGAUAUAAUUUCUCACUUUCUCAGAUUUCUUAUUUCGAAUUAAUACAUUUUCAAACUGAUUGAUAUAAUAAUUGAAUAAAUAAUUUUGAUUGAGAAAUCCAUCAUAGAACCUGAUGUGCCAAAGAUUGAUCCAAUAAAAUUAGUAAAUCAAGAAGAAUUAAACAAUUAGAGAAACUCUGUAUUAUUUAUUAUAAUCUGUUAGUAUCCCAGAGCAAUUAAUUCAAAGAUAUCAGCUAAUAGAUUUAUCACUUUAUCAAACUACAACAAGAGAACCUUUCAUACUAGAUAAAAAAUCAGUAAAUCUAUCAUAUUAGUUAUAGAUUAGAUUAAAAGUCUAACCUUAUAUACGAACUCUAAGUUUAUUGUGUAAGGAAAAAUAUAUUAUCAAGCAACCUAUUUUAAAAUAAUAAAUUUGACUAAUCUACAUUCAGAAAUAGUAGCAAUGUUUCUGAAAAUCAUGAUGGUGAAACCCAAUCAGUUUUAGUUAAUCUGGCAUUUUGUCUUGUAAUGA
This is a messenger RNA of Paramecium sonneborni, 1900 nucleotides long. Lineage: Eukaryota; Ciliophora; Oligohymenophorea; Peniculida; Parameciidae. The record is from the annotation of a GenBank genome assembly.